This is a messenger RNA of Adineta steineri, 1302 nucleotides long. The record is from the annotation of a GenBank genome assembly. NCBI's taxonomy places the organism in Eukaryota, Metazoa, Rotifera, Eurotatoria, Adinetida, Adinetidae.
AUGCCACCACCACCUCCACCUCCGCCACCACCACCACCACCACCACCAGCUCCACCAUUGAUGAAUAAUGCAGGAGCUGCACGUCCAUCAACAGGUGGUGCCGAUCGAAAUGGCUUACUUGGUGAAAUUGGUACUUUUAAAAAAGGUGGUCUAAAAAAGGCGGUAACUAAUGAUCGAAGUGCUCCAAUUGUUGGUAAUUCUAGCAAUAAUAAUCGUGCAGCUGCUUCUUCUCCUACUAGAGAUGCAACUUCAAAUCGAUCAAAUACAAAUGAUAGACCAAAUACUGCUCCUACGGCCGGUUUAUUCAAUAUAACAGCUGAUCAACUUAGUAUAAGAAAUUUAAAACCUACCGGUGCCAAUAGUGGAUCAACAGUAAGAGCUCCAAAAACAGAAAAAGUAUCGAUUCCAGAAAUUCCUUUUGGUACUCCUCAUGUCAUUUCACCACUACCAAGACAGCAACCAACUGUCAAAUCGAUUCCACCAAUUCCUUUUGCUACUCCUCCUGUUCUUUCACCACUACCAGGACAGCAACCAACUGUCAAAUCGAAUCAAUCAUCAACACCACCACCACAACAACAACCAUCGCAAGUUCAACAUUCAAUUAUGAAGCCAUCAACACCUCCUCCUCCUCCGCCGCCACCUCCAUCAUCACCACCAGUUCAACACCCCGUCACUAAACCAUCUACACCUCCUCCUCCUCCACCUCCUCCACCGCCUCAUGUCCCACACUCUGUUGUUAGACCAUCUCAACCAUCAACAUCUUCGUCUGAUGCAUUUCGACCUGGAAAUAGUGGAGGAGCACCAACACGAAAUUUUGUUCAUCACACUCCGCCGACUCAACCAUCGCAUGCACCAAAGAUUCCUCCUCGAGAGCCUCCACCACCACCACCAUCCUCGUCACCAUUACCAACAGGCACUCUAAAUAGAACCGUUCGUGCUGCACCACCGCCACCUCCUCCUUCGCAUCCACCUCCAAACUCAAAUAGAAAUGGUCAAGCGCCAUCCAUAACGCUUAAUCCAGAUAAUGUCGCAAAAUUUAACAAAAUAACAAGUGUAAAUGGCCCUUCUUUUGCUGCACCAUCUCCGCCACCUCCUCCACCUCCUCCUCCACCUAGAGGUUCAACAUCUAAUAAUACACCUGUCGAACAUCGUAGUGAUCAAUGGAACACAGCAGCAAUGGAAUAUGAUUAUAGUUUUGAAAAUCGUUUUCGAUUUACUCCUAUUCAAAAUCUUCCACCACCUGAACAAUGGAAACCACCACCACCACAAGCAAAACCAUUGAAAAAUGUAAAUUCUCAUUAA